Glycine soja is the source of this 1438-nucleotide messenger RNA. RefSeq names its product probable 3-hydroxyisobutyrate dehydrogenase, mitochondrial. The coding region runs from base 248 to 1300 and encodes 350 amino acids. Gene Ontology annotation, molecular function: NAD binding; NADP binding; 3-hydroxyisobutyrate dehydrogenase activity. The record is from RefSeq and is a predicted model, not a curated record. The transcript has 10 exons. Lineage: Eukaryota; Viridiplantae; Streptophyta; Magnoliopsida; Fabales; Fabaceae. Gene Ontology annotation, biological process: L-valine catabolic process.
UUCUUAGUAAGAAAAAAGUGUUCUUAGCACUUCUAUUUAUUACUUAGUACAGGAUUUUAAUUUUAACGUUAAAAAUGAGACAAAAUUUACAUGUGAAUCUGGACAAGUCCAUGCUGACAAGAAGUUUGCCUCGUACUUCUUAAAUUAACGUUUUUUUUUAAGCACGUGGUUGUUUGGUCCCAUCGUGAAAUUUCAUGUCGUGUCUCAUUUUAUUGUUGUAGUGAGAAAUAGGAAAGGAUAUUUAUCUAUGGCGAUUUGCAAGUUGAAAUCUUUGCUUUCUCUUUCGAAAUGCAACUCUGCGUUGGUCUCCUCUUCAAUACGCGCUUUCUCUUCGGCACAGGUUCCCCCUAAUCACUUGCGGAAUGUUGGAUUCAUUGGGCUUGGAAAUAUGGGAUCACGAAUGGCAAAUAAUCUGAUCAAAGCUGGAUUCAGACUCACAGUUCAUGACCUAAACUCUGAUGUUCUCGAGAUGUUCUCUCAAAUGGGAGUUCCCACAAAGAAAACACCUUAUGAAGUUUCAGAAGCAAGUGAUGUUGUAAUCACAAUGUUGCCAACUUCUGCCCAUGUGAUUGAUGUUUACACUGGACCAAAUGGUUUGCUUCAUGGUGGAAAACUCCUAAGGCCAUGGUUGUUGUUAGAUUCAUCCACUAUUGAUCCACAAACAUCAAGAAACCUUUCUGCUACAGUAACUAAUUAUAUUCUAAGAGAAAAGAAAGGUGAAUGGGAAAAACCUUUCAAGUUGGAUGCUCCUGUAUCUGGAAGUGUUACUGCAGCUGAAGCUGGGACACUUACUUUUAUGGUUGGUGGCUCUGAGGAAGCAUUUCUUGCUGCAAAGCCCUUACUCUUUUCAAUGGGUAAAAGUGCAAUAUAUUGUGGUGGAGCAGGAAGUGGUUCUGCAGCAAAAAUUUGCAAUAAUUUGGCUUUGGCUGUGAGCAUGCUGGGAAUAUCAGAAGCUCUUGCUCUAGGCCAAUCUCUAGGUGUUUCUGCCAGCACCUUGACAAAUAUAUUUAAUUGCUCCAGUGCUCGCUGUUGGAGUAGUGAUGCUUACAACCCAGUUCCUGGGCUGAUGGAAGGGGUGCCCUCGUCAGGGGAUUAUAACGGAGGGUUUGCAUCCAAGCUUAUGGCAAAAGACUUGAAUCUAGCAGUAGAAUCAGCUAAGCUGGCUGGAUGUAAAUACCCACUAACAUCACAAGCGCAAAAGAUAUAUACUGAGCUCUGCAGCGUUGGCCAUGAAGCCAAAGACUUUUCAUGUGCUUUUCGCCAUUAUUACUCUGGAAUUGACGAACCUCAUGAUCAGUAAAUUAAGACGUUGGUUGUAUGCAUAAAACUGUUGUGAUCCCAUGCCUAGUAUAUAUGGCAAGAAGAUCAAUUGAGCUCAAUGAAGUUGUAGAAACAGUUGCGAGUUAUUCUUGUUUUCAAUCAGAAAUAGUGUGGUUCC